AUCGCAACGAACGAAAUAAACCAGAGCAUCGUUCUUCAAGCCAAGGACCCUUGUCAUCCAUUCGAGCGGUAAUCAAGAGAUCUUCUCGGACUUCUUUACAGAGUGAGCUUCAUCGAGAUAGGAGGCGCCCGGAGAUCACCAUUGUGGCAGCUGAGCCACUGAGGCCAGCCUCAUGGUUUCCAGGAGCCCCAGCCCCAGGAUUGGGAUUUCCCCCACCCUCUGCAGCAGGCCCUUGGAGGCCCAGUGAGCUGGUUCCUGCUGAGCUCCCACCAUCUUAUGAACAAGUCAUAAAAGAAAUCAACCAAGUUCAAGUUAAUACUACAAAUAACAAUAAUGCUGCUGCCUCUCCAAGGCACACUAUUACUUCUGCAACUCAGACUGACUUUUCAGAAGAAAUAGACAACCACCUGCCUCAAAGUAAUGCAACACUGCAGGCACCUCUCAAACCUCUUCAGCCUGCCCCAGGGGUCUCAGCCAGUGAUCUUCCCACAAAUGUGGCACCUUUAAUAGUCUUUGACAUUUCUGAGGAACACACUUGUCCAGAAAACUCCAAUGCUACAAGAUGUCCAGUGCCAAAACCAAGAUCAAAAAGCAACCUCAGACCAGUAGCCAGAGAUUCUCACAUUAAAGGGCAGAAUCUCCAGAAAAUCAGCUCAGCGGCCACCGAAGAGGAGUCAGCCCCAAGCCGACCCCAGUCUCUGUUGGACAAUACCAACGACUUGGACAGUCAGGCAGGGAUGAACAUUAUGAACACAGAACGAAGCCAAAAUAGUAUUGUUUCAAGGAUCAAAGCAUUGGAUAGUCAGACAAAUACUGAAACUUCUGAGCUGCCCAAGAAACCAGAGAUUGCUCCCCGCUCACUCCCCCCAAGGCCUGCUGUUCCCUCAGGGAAACCCUCUGUGGCUCCCAAACCAGCUGCUAACAGAGCUUCUGGAGAACUGGACUCCUGGAAUGAAAACAGACGCAAGGUGGCCUCAGGGGAAGGGCCCACCCCACACUCUCCACCGCAAGAAGUAGGGAGCAUCCCAGUAACCAAACCUGAAUUGCCAAAGAAACCAAACCCUGGCCUUACACGAAGUGUUAAUCCUGAGACUCUGGGGGGAGGGCCCGUGGUUGAGAGCCCUGAUGGCAGGAAGAGAGUCCCAACUCCUGCUCCUCGACCUUUGCUGCCGAAGAAAUCAGUUUCCUCAGAAAACCCCAGCUGCCCUGCCGCUUUGCUGAAACCAGUCACUGUUCCUCCCCGACCCCCAGUGGCAUCACAAGCCAAAGCAUUCAGGUCAUUGGGUGAAGGAGCCUCAGCCAACCCCGCAGCCCCAGGUCUGCAAAGCAAGCCUCUGGGGGACAUCGACCUCAUCAGCUUUGAUGAUGAUGUUUUACCCAUCCCACCUGGGAAUGUGGUUGAAGACUCUCUUGGUUCAGAGAUGGCUCUGGAUCCCUUCCAGGUCCCCACAAAGACAGAACCAACAAAAGAACCAGCAGUUCAACCAGCACCCACCAGAAAGCCCACUGUGAUUCGAAUUCCAGCCAAACCAGGAAAAUGUUUACAUGAGGAUCCACAAAGCCCACCUCCUCUCCCUAUUGAAAAGCCUAUUGGAAACACUUACAGUACAGUAUCUGGAAAACCCAGUAAUGUUGACAGAACUAGAGACUUGGAAUCCGACCAGGCUGGUCAAAUGGGAGGCUCUGUGCGAGGACCCCCCAGGCUUCCACCAAGACCUAUAAAUGGAAAAGUCACACCAGCUCGACAGCCUCCUCCCAAGGGGGCCCCUGAAAGACCACCUCCCCCGAGAGUUUCUGCAACCAGAACAUCAAAUAAAAAACUACCUUUGAAUCGGUCUUCUUCUGACAUGGAUCUUCAGAAAAAGCAAAAUAAUGUGGCUUCCAGACUCACAAAAACCAAGAGUCAAUUUUUUAAAAGUGAAGAUCCAGUGCUACCCCCUCGCCCUAAACCAGGACACCCUCUCUACAGGAAAUACAUGCGUGGGGACGGACUUGUGCUGCUGAAGCAGGCAGAAAAUAAUUACUUAGAAUGCCAAAAGGGAAAAGUCACUGGUAGAGUUCACCUGUCUCAGAUGAAGAUUAUCACCCCACUUGAUGAACAUCUUAGGAGCAGACCAAACGAUCCAAGCCACACUCAGAAGCCUGUUGACAGUAGUGCUCCUCAUGCUGUCAUUCUUCAUGAUUUUCCAGCAGAGCAAGUUGGUGAUUUGAAUCUCACUUCUGGAGAAAUUGUUUAUCUUCUGGAAAAAAUAGAUACAGAUUGGUACAGAGGGAAAUGUAGAAACCAGACUGGGGUAUUUCCUGCCAACCAUGUCAAAGUAAUUAUUGAUGUUCCAGGAGGAGGAAAUGGGAAAAGAGAAUCAGUUUCAUCUCAUUGUGUUAAUAAAGGUCCAAGAUGUGGUGCUCAGUUUGAAUAUAUUGGAGACCAGAAGGAUGUGCUAAGUUUCUUGGAGGGAGAAAGUAUUGUUCCUAAUGAGUAUGUGAAUGAAGAAUGGGCUGGAGGAGAACCUCGAGGCAGAACUAGGAUUUCCCCCCUUAACCUUGUGGAACUCGUUGAGGAUCAUCCCACCUCUGGUACAAAUGUUUUCAGCACAAAGGUACCACUGAAGACCAAAAAAGAAGAUUCUGGAGCAAAUUCUCAGGAUAACAGUCUUUCUGGAGAAUGGUGUGAAGCUCUUCACAGUUUUACAGCGGAGACCAGUGAUGACUUACCCUUCAGGAGGGGAGAACGGAUCCUGAUCCUACAGCGGCUGGACUCCGACUGGUACAAGGGCAGACUGCGAGACAGGGAGGGGAUCUUCCCAGCAGUCUUCGUGCGGCCCUGCCCAGCUGACAUAAAAAGUAUGUCUCCUUUAGCACUGAAGGGGAGGAAGGCCAAAGCCUUGUAUGAUUUCCAUGGGGACAAUGAAGAUGAGCUUUCCUUCAAGGCUGGAGAUACAAUAACAGAGCUGGAAUCUGUAGACGAUGACUGGAUGAGUGGAGAACUAAUGGGAAAAUCUGGAAUAUUUCCCAAAAACUAUGUUCAGGUUUUACAAGUCGGCUAAAGGUGAAGCUUGACUGUGUCCCUUGGCACAAGAACUAUCACUUUGACUAUCAGAUAUGGUUUUUUUGCACUAUUUUUUAAACUGAAAGAAAUUUCUAUGCUGUAAUGGUACACUAGAAUUUUCUGAAAGCAGAAAAUGUCUGGAUUUCAUCACAGUAGAAACGUACACGUGAAAACCCAUGAGCAAGUAUUCUACCAAGGAAAACAUCAGCAGGAUGAGCAAGACAAUUAAACACUUCCCCCAGGGAAAGUGCCUGGUGACAUGGCAGCACAAGGAGGCCUACACGCAAAAGCUGUGCUUUAACAUCUAUUUUCAUCAGCAAAAGUCAAUUAAACGUGCUUCU
Messenger RNA from Myotis brandtii (Brandt's bat), 3387 nucleotides. It is a transcript of the gene SH3D19, whose product is annotated as SH3 domain containing 19. Gene Ontology annotation, molecular function: protein binding. The coding region runs from base 738 to 3044 and encodes 768 amino acids. Lineage: Eukaryota; Metazoa; Chordata; Mammalia; Chiroptera; Vespertilionidae. The transcript has 19 exons. The record is from RefSeq and is a predicted model, not a curated record.